ACUAGAGGUAAUAACCUCAUGUAACAAGAAGAAAAAAAUCCCUGGUCAGAAAUUUUCUUCAUCUAUAUGAAUUACUAGCUAGUAUUACUCCAUUGUCCACAUAAACUCUAAAAAUGAAGAAGCUAACAUUGCCGGAACCCAUAAAUUUUCCGGGCAAAUCUACUCAUUUCUCGGCCGAAUGUUGGUUCGACGACACGUGUAUCCUCGACAUGGACUACUUUGUCAAAACACUUUCCGGCAUUAAAGCCAAAGGUGUUCGUCCUGAACUUAUUGGCUCAAUUAUUACUCAUUAUGCUUCUAAAUGGCUUCCUGACCUUUCUACUGGAGAAGGUUCAGAAGUGUUAAGCCCAAAAAAUUUCGAAGACUCACCGGAAAGUGUCACGGCGUUAUGGAUGAAAAAGAGGUUCUUUGUAGAAACUUUGGUCGGAAUUCUGCCGCCGGAGAAAGAUUCAAUCCCUUGCAAUUUCCUCUUACGUUUGCUACGAAUCGCAAAUAUGGUUUCAGUCGAGCCCAGUUACAGAGCCGAGCUGGAGAAAAGGAUAUCGUGGCAACUGGACCAGGCUACUUUGAAAGAGCUAAUGAUUCCGUCUUUUAGUCACACGUGUGGGACAUUGCUAGAUGUUGAGCUUGUUCUUAGGUUGGUUAAGAGGUUCGUGAAUUUUGAUGAAGCCGUAAGAAGUGGAACAGCUUUAAUUAAGGUAGCGAAACUUGUGGAUAAUUACUUAGCUGAAGCUGCUGUUGAUGCAAACUUGACAUUGUCGGAGUUCAUUGCUCUUGCUGGUGCAUUUCCUGAACAUGCUCGGGCUACAGAUGAUGGCUUGUACAGAGCUAUUGACACAUAUCUCAAAGCGCAUCCCGGGGUGACAAAACAAGAAAGAAAAAGUCUAUGCAGAUUGAUAGAUAGCAGAAAGCUAUCGCCAGAGGCAUCCCUACAUGCAGCACAAAACGAACGUUUACCCGUGCGAGCAGUAAUUCAAGUAUUAUUAUCCGAACAAACCAAGCUCAACAAUAACAAGCAGCAAAUUGAUUGGAGUGGUUCCUUUAUAAGUGGCACCAGAAGCCCCAACGCGGGGAUAAAUGAUCAGCCUCCAGCUCGGUGUAUGUCAAAGCGCGAAAUGAACGUUCAGCAGAUGGAGAUAAAGAGGCUGAAAGAAGAUGUUCUUAGACUACAGAGUCAGUGUAUGACAAUGCAAGCACAGAUUGAGAAGUUGCUGGAAAAGAAAAGAGGCAGCAGCUUCUUUAGUUGGAAGAAGAUUAUUGUACCUUCUUUAGUUAAGCAUGAUAAAAUUGGAGAGGUUGAUAGAGAAACUGAUGUGGGAUUUAUUGGAAGACAAACUCCUGUGGAUAUGAAGACCAGGCUUGUUCGAGGCAGAACACCUAACAAGUGGAGGAAAUCUUUGUCCUGACUCCUGAGACAAAAUUUUAGUGUUGAAUUUGGAAUAGGUGCAGGUUAUCAAUCAAUGAAAAACUAAAACUAAUUAUUAAAAUUCAUAAGCUUAGUUGUUGUUCUCUCUUCCUACUUCGUAUCCUAGUAAAAGGGGAAAAAAAUUAACGUGUA
This is a messenger RNA of Nicotiana tabacum (common tobacco), 1558 nucleotides long. Its product is annotated as root phototropism protein 3. NCBI's taxonomy places the organism in Eukaryota, Viridiplantae, Streptophyta, Magnoliopsida, Solanales, Solanaceae. The record is from RefSeq and is a predicted model, not a curated record.